Messenger RNA from Wasmannia auropunctata (little fire ant), 2268 nucleotides. It is a transcript of the gene Marc, whose product is annotated as mitochondrial amidoxime-reducing component 1. The transcript is spliced from 5 exons. The record is from RefSeq and is a predicted model, not a curated record. The coding region runs from base 345 to 1376 and encodes 343 amino acids. Gene Ontology annotation, molecular function: pyridoxal phosphate binding; molybdenum ion binding; catalytic activity. Lineage: Eukaryota; Metazoa; Arthropoda; Insecta; Hymenoptera; Formicidae.
GACGACGGUCUUUGCACACCACAUCGAUGCCCUCUGCUUCGCAUAUGUCGACGCGCCGGCGACUACUCCGACGGCUGUGUGACUAUAAUGGUGGAAGGAUAUAGCAGAACGUAACGCGAAGAUAGAUAACGGUGUUCACGUCGUGGAGAAGGAGAUGCUUGUGAUGUGCACGUGAAUCAGUGCCGCGAAAGCUGCCAAGAGACGAGGUUUGACGAGGCCGACUGAUCCAUCCUAUCCCUCGGGACGGUCCCGAGGAAUCCGUGAAGAUCCUUGUUGAGAACUGUUCCUGAGAUCACAUCUUGUCUGCAUAGUUCAUCGUGAUUUUGCCGAUUUUGACAGUGAUUAUGGACAGGACGCGACUUACAUACGUUACAACUGUCGCUGUGGGCGUCGGCACGGCGGUGUUCUUCAUCUGGUGGUGGUGGAAUCGAAAACAAAAGCCUCAGCCACCGUCGAAGUGGCGAAAAGUCGGAGAAUUGAGCGAUUUGAUCGUGUACCCGGUCAAAUCACUCGGUGCAAUUCGCAUGACGGAGAUGGAAUGCACGGCAUUGGGACUAAAGUCCGGUUGGUUGAGAGAUCGGACAUUGCUUGUCAUCGAUCUCGAGGGACGAUUUCUCACUGCCAGGCAGCUGCCCAAAAUGAUCAAUGUAUCGCCUAGUAUUUCCGGUUCUGUGCUUACAUUUCGCGCUCCGGGCAUGAUGUCGAUGUCGGUGGAUCUUGCACAAAUUCGCGGCAAGAGUUUUCGAGUUGCUGUGUGGGGUCAAGCGGUACCGGCACGCGAUUGUGGUGAGGAGGUUGCCCGUUGGUUGUCACGCUUCAUCCUUCAGGAGGAUACCGGUCUCAGAUUGGUCUAUUAUCCAUUAGAUCGAUCGGUGAAAUCAGUGAGACAGAGAAAUCAUAAGAUCUUUCCUUUAGAAGAAGAGGGAGACUUGGGAGCCUAUCCAGAUGAAACGAGCUUCAGUCUGAUCAACGAAACGUCAAUAGCAGAUCUUAAUAGCCGACUGGACGAACCGGUCACUCCGCAACAAUUUCGCAUGAAUUUCGUGGUCAAAGGUGCCACUGCUUACGAAGAAGAUAAAUGGGAUUGGAUGAAAAUCGGGAAUGUCAUUAUGAGAAACGUUAGGCCCUGUACAAGAUGUAUCAUGACUACGAUAGAUCCAGAGACUGGCACAAAACAUUCUAAUGCGGAGCCUCUGAAAACUUUGAAAAAUUACAGGCAGGUAACAGAUCCACAGAUUCGACCUGCAGUUGGCGACAGUCCAGUUAUGGGAAUUCAUCUUGCGCUGCGAGGACCAUGCGGGAUGGUUCGCUUGGGUGAUCCAAUUUACGUGGGCAUCCCGGAAGAGGAAGCACCGCCUUUGGUUUCACCAUCUUAGCUAUACCGUUGGGACUCUUGCGAAAUUUCGGAACAUGAACUCGACACGGAUUUGUCGAUCGAGGAUCAAAACACGUGAUAAGCGGAGUCCAGAAUCAAUAAUAUUGAUACAGAUGCUAUAUACACACAAAUGCGUAUAAUAAUAUGUAGAUAGGAAUAAAUGAUUUAAUAGAGAGAGAAAGAGAGCGAGAGGAAGAGAGAAAUUGUGGUAAAUAUUAAAUAAGAUUAAAAAAUUGUACAAUUGUUAAUAAUAACUUAUAGUUUAUGAAACGGUAUAAGUUUCGUGCAAUGGACCUAAUUCUAUACGUGAUCUAAAUGUUCAAUUUUUAUAUCACACAUGAAAUUUUAAUAUAAUAGCGCGUGUUUAGAGAUUUGAAAAUAUAUUCUGCCACAUUAUCAAGAAGAAAUUGGUAUUUGCUUCUUGAAUAUUAUUUAACUAAAAUUAUCGAUCUUUAAAAUAGAAAUAAAGUUAAAUUUAUUUCGAAACACACAUACAAACAACAAAAUUUUCUUCAAAGAUUAUUUCUUCAUAAUGGUUUCUAUGGAGGAACAAUGAUUCUUGAUGAUAGUGAUUAAUAUUAUAAUAUGAUACAUUAUUAAAUGAUUAUUGAUGCGACUUUAGAAUGAAUUACAUACGUAUACGAUCGUGUAUAUUACACGAUACUUUAUUUAUAAAAUUAGGAAACAAUAAUGAUAACAAAUAACUGUUCUACUGUGCUUUGUUAUUUUUGUUUAGCUUUAUCAUAUUAUAAUAUUUUGUUACUCGGAUCUAAUCUGUAAAUUCUAAGGGCCUAGUGGACUUCGUCAAUUUUAUUAAUAUCUGUAUCAAAAUAUUUUUCUAAUUAUAUUUUUGUAAAAAAAUUGUAAUAAAUCAUUGAUGUGUUUGCAAAUGG